AUAUUAGGAAACCUCAAAAACACGAUCUGCAUGUGGCACCCUCACCCUCAACCGCCUCACGACGAUAUGAAGAUCUGAAUACCUUCAUCCUCACGCCCGCUGCUGCGGCUUUUCCAACUUUCUCAGUUUUGUAGUUUUGUAGGGAUAAGAGCUGAGAACCCACAUGACUGAUUUUAGCCCUAGAAGGAUACAACAGAGGGAGCAAUUCCUCCAUUGAUCAGUUGAAUCAGGUUGAUAUCAUUCAGGCAACGUUAGUUCUCAUUAUAAGCUACAUUCUAUCCUAAUCCAACUAGUUCCUAUUCUGGAAGCAAUAAGUUGGGACUAGAGGACCACUUCCCCAGCCCCAUCAUGUCUGGGGUUGCCCGAAGAGUAUUCGUAUUUCAGAGACAAUUAAACACUUUAUCACAUGAUGGCCCUACUGACACUUUGAAGAGAAAGAUAGCUGGUAUGGAAAAAAUAAGAAAAAGGAGAGACCCUAAAAAGGAUCAGUUCUAUGUAGAAGUUCCUGAAUCACAAAAAUUCCUUGACACAGCCACUUGGCCAAUGACCAUAGCUGCUGUUGGAGUUGCAGUCAUUGCAAAGCUCUUCAUGAUGUACGAUGACUCAAAAUCUGAAGAGAUGGUCGAGCGCAAAAUAAAGAAUGCUCCUGCUGGUCAAGGGACUGUAAGGAUGCUGACUCGUGAGGAGUGGGAUGCAAUCCAAGAAGUGAGGCCAAGGACUCCUUUUGAAUCUAAGUUUUCUCGUCAUAACGCAAGAAUCAGAACUGGAGAACCAUUGCACAUGGAAGAUGUGAAGGAUUGGACACUUGAUGUGCUCACAGAUGCUCUCACCCGUGUCGAAGAAAGUGUUAAACGUGGUUCCAACUGACAUAAUUAAGAAAGAAUUUGUUUGGGAGAUUGUUUUUGGUAUUUUUUUCCAUUUUUUGGGGGGAAGAUUAUUUCCCCCAUGAUGCAGUGAGGCGGGCAUUCAAAGUGAAUCAGAUCAGAUGGUUGCAAGUGGUAACGAUGUGUUAGCACAUCAUUUUACAGGAGGUGAGGUGACAUAAGUUGCAGAUGGGAGUAUCGGAGCUCCAUUGUAGAAUAAUAAACAAAUAUGCCUGUAUUAUUUUCAAAUAUAUAAACCAUUUCAAUGUCUGCUCUCAAUUAUAGUUGUGAA
Messenger RNA from Vitis riparia (riverbank grape), 1155 nucleotides. RefSeq lists its product as uncharacterized. Lineage: Eukaryota; Viridiplantae; Streptophyta; Magnoliopsida; Vitales; Vitaceae. The transcript is spliced from 5 exons. The record is from RefSeq and is a predicted model, not a curated record. Bases 349 to 867 code for a protein of 172 amino acids.